Atta colombica is the source of this 3364-nucleotide messenger RNA. RefSeq lists its product as uncharacterized. The record is from RefSeq and is a predicted model, not a curated record. Gene Ontology annotation, molecular function: clathrin binding; SNARE binding; phosphatidylserine binding. Gene Ontology annotation, biological process: cellular response to calcium ion; regulation of calcium ion-dependent exocytosis; regulation of dopamine secretion. Lineage: Eukaryota; Metazoa; Arthropoda; Insecta; Hymenoptera; Formicidae.
AUGGAUAUCGAGCAUAAAGAUGAGACGGGAAAGAUGCGUGCGUCGCAACAGGUUACAUCUCAGGGACGACAACAAUUUUAGGGAGAAAGAUCAGGGAUGUUCAAACCGCGAUUCAAAAGAUGCAGUACAUCCAGAUUUCACAAUCUCGUAGGAUUUUUUGAAUUUGGAAUUCAAAAAAUGAGUUGGGUUUUUACCGGACUUGCAGUAGCAUUAAUUAUUGUCAUUUCUGCUAGCGUCACACUUAUCCUUUGCAAAAGAUAUUGCACGGGAUGGCAAUUUAGCACCAGGAAUUUUUGGAGCGUUUGCGAGGAAUGGAGACAGAGGCUUUCCUGGCUUUGGGCACCACGGGAAGAAAAGGUAGGGUUGGUAAAGGCUCAGCAUCCAACUGCUCAGACAAUACCAGGUCUAUAUUGCCAGACUGGAAAUGCCUCUCAACAUCUGUUGCACAGCGAUAGCGACAUCCGGCUUGAUGCACAAGGCGCUUUUACCAGGGACAUUCGACUUUUCACGCAAAAUGAGGUCCACUCGACAUCUUCCCCUGCUAAGGAGCGUCCGACUUUCCACGCAAAGCGAGUUCCACUUCACCACCCACUUGUCAAAGGGCGUCCGACUUUUCACGCGAAUCGAGGUCCACCCCAUCUCCUACCUGCCCAGCGGCUUAUUAAUAUGACUUUCCACGUGAAGCGUGAUCCACCCCUCCAUCUCCCUCCCUGUCUAGGGGUGUACGAUGACUUUCCAUGCGAAGCGAGAUUUGAGGCUGUCGACAGGGAUCUACAUCCGCCUCUUUGCGGCAGCACGAUACCACCUCAACCGUUGAGGCCCGCACCUCAACCACGACCGACCGCUCGUCCGAGGCCAUCGCCGCUUCAGACACCAAGUACUAUCGAUUAUAUCAGAAUGCACGAAGCCAGUCCAUUGACACCACCGCCAUCAUUGCAAAGAGGAUCGAUUCGAUCAAGAGCCCCCGGUCCGUCCGUGUUUCUCUUUCAGAGUGAACCGCUGAAGAAUCACGAUCCUUUCCAGUCGAUCGAGCAUCCCACCUUCGUGUUCGACAAUGCAAAGAUGAUAGCGGAGAGCAUCCAAAUGACGCCUUACUCCAGUCAGAACCAUGUAGAUUCUAGAUUAAUCAGGCAAUUUAAAUCUCCUUCCAAAGAGCCUGCAUGGCUUAGAUACGAUGUAAACGCAUCCAUAGAUAACUCUCGUGACAAGUUAAAUGACGAAGAAGUCAAUAGAAGUUACGAUAGUUACGAGACUGUUCAAAGGAAUCACAUGCGAUCAUAUACGAGGAAUGAAUCCAGAGGAUUUUCAGAUAGCUUCAACAUGACGAAUUCGUCGAAUUCAGCUAAUCAGAUAAUCAUGGAAUCAAUAUACGGACCACAGACCAUUUCUAAGAUGCUUCAGAAUAGCGAAGAAUUGAACGGCGAUCUUAAUAGAAAAAAUAACGAUAUGCAAAACAUCGAGAUGACUCCAUUCAAAAGUACUUCCGAUCAUCAAGAAGAUAUUGAUUCGUACAUAUUUCACAGCGAUUUGUCCAAGUCGCACAAUCUUCAGCGAGUCUCGCAAUAUAUUCAGAGCUUACCCGAUCUUCCUGUCUACGAAUCCAUGAAUGAGUGUCAGACACGUUCAAAUCGUGAAUCGAUAUUAUUCGCAAAUACAAUUCAAGAACCGAUAGUGGACGAAACGAAAAUUGCGAGCGAAUCGAUUUUGAGUCCGAUACCGCCACCACCCGCUCCUCCAGACCCAUCUCAGAACAUUACAAAGAAGAGUCCAACAACUGGUGAAAGAAUCUUCAGCGCACUCAGAUCGGUUACUUCACAGAGCUACAUAGAUGCUUCGGAGUUUUAUAAUUCGGUACUCUCCUCAGCACAGCAAGUACAGCAAUUUGCAUUUCCAUCGACAUCGCCGCCGACAUUCAUGAAUGAUAGCACUGAAGAACAUUUACAGGAAGCCGAAUACAUGCAAGAUAUGCGAGAAAUUUAUGCGGAAACCGAUUCAGACCUGUCUGGUCUCGAUGUUUCAAGACGGAGUUCUGAUCUUUAUAGUCCUGAAUUAAAUCUUGAAGCUCAUAGAACAGCGCAAGAAGUGUACAACAGUCUACAAGAUCCACCGUCGUCUCCCCUAUUGCUUAAAGAUCAUAAUCACGAGUCUUAUUUAUCAGAUCCCAGUUUUACCCGCACAUCAGAGGAUAUUUUUAAUAGUCUUGAACAAAGACGUAAAAGUAUAGAAAGGCUAAAUGGCAUCCACGAAUAUAUAGAACUUGACGCUACCGAUCUCUCGAGGAGAAGAAGUAGCCAAGAACUGUACGUCGCUUUAGAGGAAAGUCUGGAGGAGUCAUAUUUGGGUUAUGCGAUAAACGAUCACAAUAAUGCCAGAUCAGGAAAUCGUCGAAGUUCUUUAGGUCCCGAACCGGAACCACCUCCCGAUGAAUCCACUUUAAAAAGAGCUAUCAGUUGUGAAAGCGUAUGUUCCGAUACUAGCGUCAAUUUAAACGAUUUGGAAGAAGCACCCAUCGUAGGUCACAUUUGUGUCGGACUCGAAUAUGAAAGAUGGAGUGGUCGUGGAAACGACUGUGAAGGCGAUCUGGCUGUAAGCGUCUUAGAAGCCAGAGAUCUUGUUGCCGCUGAUGGCUCUUCUGCGCAAGAUACUUUCGUAAGAGUAUGUUUACUACCCGAUAGGCAGACCCAUGUGCAAACAAGAAUUUAUAGAGGAAGUCCAUCGCCUAGUUAUCAAGAGAAAUUUUUAUUUCCUCUCGAUGAAGGCCCAACAGGCAAAACACUUCUUGUUGAGGUAUUUUCUGAUGAAUCUAAUAUCAGUGGCGGCGCGUCUUUAAUUGGCGAAGCCAAUUUGAAACUUGGACCCGCAGCUAGACCACCAGCUACGACUUGGCUAGCACUCAGUGGAUCUGCUUUACCCAUUCCUCAUUUAGGAGAAUUGAUGUUCUCUCUCAGUUACUUGCCAACGGCGGAGAGACUCACCCUCGUAGUAGUUAAAGCGCGCAAUUUGCACGGCGCAAAUUCAUCUUCGGGUGAUUUCUUCGUCAAGGUAUAUCUUCUUCAACAAGGGAAAAAAAUGCAUAAAAAGAGAACAUCUGUAAAAAAAGGUGAAAAAAGUCCAAUCUUCAACGAGGCUAUAAUAUUCAAUGUGCCAGCGCAUACUUUACAGACUAUACAAUUGAGAUUGACAGUGGCAGAAAUAAACGGUGACCAAGGAACAAAUUCCAAGACAUACUCCGUAGGGCACAUCAUUAUAGGAUCUACCUCGAUGGGAAAAGCAUUGGCUCAUUGGAGACAAAUGCUAAUGGCCUUGCGACGUCCGAUCGCUAUGUGGCAUCCUCUCAGGAAGUAGAAAUAGAACGCGUUCCACU